Molecule: messenger RNA, 765 nt
Organism: Onthophagus taurus
Lineage: Eukaryota; Metazoa; Arthropoda; Insecta; Coleoptera; Scarabaeidae
Source: RefSeq, a predicted model, not a curated record
AUGGAAGGUAUUUAUCUACCAGAACCUACAACUGAAAUUUGGGAACAAUCUGCGAAAGGGUUUAGAGAAAAGUGGCAAUUUCCAAAUUGCAUAGGUGCUAUUGAUGGAAGACAUGUUACAAUUAAAUGCCCCAAUAGAACAGGUUCAAAUUAUUUUUGUUAUUUGAACAAAUUUUCAAUAGUAUUAAUGGCUAUUGUCGAUCCAUAUUACAAAUUUAUCUGUGUAGACAUCGGUGGUUUUGGAAAAAAUAGCGAUGGCGGAAUUUUUGAGGCCUCUAACAUGGGUCAAAGGUUUGAAGCAAAUCUUAUUAAUGUUCCGAAUCAUACACCAUUACCAGGGCAAAAUGAACCUUGUCCUCAUGUUUUGAUUGGAGAUGAAGCGUUUGCCCUUAAACCUUAUCUUAUGAGACCUUUUCCAUAUCGGCAAUCAAAACUUUGUCCUCGUAAGGAAAAUUACAACGUUCGGUUAUGUAGAGCACGAAGGGUUGUAGAAAAUGCUUUUGGGAUACUAUCCCAGAAAUGGAGGAUAUUUUUGAAACCAAUUACAACUAAAGUUGAAACAACAAUACUUAUUAUCAAAACAGCAUGCGUUCUGCAUAAUUUCCUACGAGUGACACAAUGCGAUAAUCCUUCCAAUGUUUUGUCAAAAGAAGUAAACCAAACCAACCACGAAAAUGUUUUUACUGCUAUGUUAAAUGAUUCAAGACGGGCAACAAACAUUGCCUUUAAUGUCCGAGAGAAGUUUGUUGGUUAUUGUAACCCAUAA